Messenger RNA from Ogataea angusta, 852 nucleotides. RefSeq lists its product as uncharacterized. The record is from RefSeq and is a predicted model, not a curated record. The transcript has a single exon. Lineage: Eukaryota; Fungi; Ascomycota; Pichiomycetes; Pichiales; Pichiaceae. Bases 1 to 852 code for a protein of 283 amino acids. Gene Ontology annotation, biological process: fatty acid catabolic process. Gene Ontology annotation, molecular function: 2,4-dienoyl-CoA reductase (NADPH) activity.
AUGUCUUCUUCUCCCUUCUUACGUGUUUGGCAGCCAGAUCUGUUCAAGGACAAGGUUGCCUUUGUCACCGGCGGCUCGGGCACUAUCUGCAAACGCCAAGCCGAAGCCCUCGUCACUUUGGGCUGUUCGGUAGCAAUAAUCGGCAGAAACACACAGAAGGCGACCACUGCAGCCUCUGAGCUGAACGAACUACGAGAGGACGUCCGGGCAAUAGGCAUCGGCGACUGCGACGUGCGCAAGCUGGACGAUCUGGUUCGCGCCGUCCAGAAGACUGUGGACGAGCUGGGCCGGAUCGACUUUGUCAUCUGUGGGGCGGCUGGGAACUUCAUCGCCGAUUUCAACUCCCUAAGUGCCAAUGCGUUCAAGACCGUUGUGGAUAUCGACUUGCUGGGCUCGUUCAACACGGUGAAGGCAUGCUACAGCGAACUAAAGAAAAACAAAGGCGCGGUCCUAUUCGUGUCUGCAACCUUCCACUACUACGGUGUGCCGUUCCAGGCACAUGUGGGUGCUGCCAAGGCAGGUGUUGAUGCCCUGUCCAACGCUCUGGCCGUUGAAUUGGGACCGAUCGGUGUCCGUGUGAACGCGAUUGCUCCAGGUGCAAUUGGCAACACAGAGGGGUACAGAAAGCUUUCUUCGGGGUCUCCAAUGCAGAAAAAGAUUCCUCUACAGAAACUGGGCUCCACAGACGACAUUGCGCAGGCGACCAUCUUUUUAUUCAGCGACGCUGCGCAGUACAUCACCGGUACCGUGCAGAUAGUCGACGGGGGGUUCUGGCACAUGGGGCCCCUUGUGACGACUGAGCUGUAUCCGGAACAACUACUGAAACGGCUUGCAAGCAAGCCAAAACUAUGA